AGUGGUAAAAGAAGCGGUCCGUCGCUUCUCGGUGGGUCGGCUGAUGGAACUUGCCAUGGCAACCAAACGGCCGGACAAGAAAAACAGCGAUGGCGAGAAAACUGAGAAACUGGAUAAGGAGAAGGAAGAGGAGAUCUUCCAGAAAGGCUUUGAGCAGGGUCUCCGAGCCCAGGUGUCCAAGACGCUGCUGGAGCUCCGUGAGCAGCAGAAGGAGCUGACUGAUAACGUGGAGCUGCUCCUGGAGGAGGAGGAGCAGGAGGGGAGCUCGGAGCGAGACAAUGGUACCUUCAUCUCAUCGAUGUACGAAACCAUCACUGCGCGAUUCCUGCCCGGCUGGAGAAGAAAGCAGCACAUCUGGAGGCUUGUAGUUACAGGCAUCAUCUGCAUGGCUGCGCUGCUGAGCGUCAUCUACGCUUUCCUGCCGUCACGGAGGGGCGUGGUGGAGGAGAACAUGACUUAAGGCUAAUUGAC
This is a messenger RNA of Branchiostoma floridae (Florida lancelet), 471 nucleotides long. RefSeq lists its product as uncharacterized. The record is from RefSeq and is a predicted model, not a curated record. Lineage: Eukaryota; Metazoa; Chordata; Leptocardii; Amphioxiformes; Branchiostomatidae. The coding region runs from base 44 to 460 and encodes 138 amino acids. The transcript is spliced from 3 exons.